AUGACCCGGGGCGGUGUGGGCCAGGGGCCCGUGGCGCGUGGUCGCCCCUCGCCCCGUGGGGGCCCAGCGCAGCCCCCCAGCGGGCCUGUGCAGCAGGAGGAGCACGGGCAGGAGCUGGAGCAGGAGCUGGAGGCGCUGCGGGCCCAGCUGGAGGCCGAGCGUCUCCUCUCCCAGGAGCUGCACCGCCGCUUUGCUGAGGAGAGCCGAGAGCUGAAGGAGAGGGCAGAGCAGGAGCGGCAGCAGCUGGCCGAGCAGCUACGCGCCAAGUGGGAGCAGAAGCGGGCGCGGGAUCUGCAGCGGCUGCGGGAGGAGGCCCAGAAGCAGCGGGCAGCGGAGAUCCGCCAGCUGCUGCGAGAGAGGGAGGCAAAGCUGCAGCAGGCUCUGGAGCUGCUCCAGAAGAAGCGGGACGCCGCCGUCCGCCAGGCGCGGGACCUGCAGCGGCAGCUGGCCGAGGAGCUGGUGAGGAAGAUCUGGAGCGGCAGCGAGGCCCGCAGCAAGCUGCAGGAGGUCCACAGGCAGCUCCGCUGGCGGGCGGACAGCAAGCUGGCCGCCCAGAUCGUGAGCCUCCAAAACAAGCUGAAGCUGCAGAGAAGACUCUUCGAGCAGUACAUCCUGGAGAACCCUCUAGGAGAGCCGCGUGCCUCCGACCCCGGACCCAGGGCCGCAGCCUGGCACCGCCUGCAGAGUCUGUGGGGCACAGGAGCCCCCGGGCCCGGCUCUUCGAAGCGCCCCGCUGCAUCCGCUGCUGCUGCUGGAGGAGGGCAGCGGACAGCCCGCUGCAGCGGAGAAGACGCUCCCCUCCAGGGAGAUGGCGAGAGCGGCGGGCGGGCUGUCGCAGACGUGGGGGUUCAGGUCGAAGGGCAGCAAGAGCCCUGUCCCCCUGGCAGCGGAGACAGCCUGGAGCAGAGAGCUCAGCCGCAGCAUGCCCUGAAGGCCCUGGGGAGGCAAUGCAGGGCCCUUCAAGAGGAGAUCCGCCUCCUGAAGGAGAGCUCCCUCGCGGAAAGCUCCCUGCUGGAAGCGAGGGCGGAGGCGGGGAGGCUCAGGGAGAAGGUCAGCAGCCUGGGCCUCCUUACCAAGAAGCUGAGAGAAAAAGCCAGGCAGCUGAAGGAGCUUGCCCCAGAAUCUGGGCAGACCGCUGCACAGACGGAGCAGGUCGACCAGCAGCAGAGAGGGCAGCUGGAAACCGAGGCCGGGAACAGACUUCAGCUGCAAGAGAAACUGGAUCGGGAGCGUUCCAGGCUGAAGAACAGGUACGAGGAGCUGAAAGCGCGUCUGGCAGAGAUGAGAAGCGAAAGUGCCAGGCGCGCACAGGACAGUUCUCAGCUCCGUGCCCAGGAGGAGUGGACAGAGGAGGUUUGCUCUGAAAACGCGGCUCUGAAGGGGAAACUCGCGCAAAUGACAGAGCUGCGAAAUUCUACCCUCAGCGAGGCCCAACGUCUUCAAACACGACUGAAAGACCUGGGCUGCGAGCUGAAAGCCAUGAGACAACUGGCCGAAAAAACGCAGCAACAGGAGAAGGACCUCGAGGAAACAAAGCGACUGCUGCAGAAGAGAAAAGAGGAAGCUGAGCGUUCGCGCAGGGCUUGGGCAGAGCAAAGAAGGACACAAGGGGAAGAGAUGGAAGCGUCUCGAGCGCGGCUGAGAGAGUUGGAGGAGCGGUAUCGGCUCCAAAGCCAACAAUGUGAGCUGCUCUCUCGGCAGCUGGAGCAAGAAAAAGGCAAAAAAUCCAACUGGAUGGGCUCACAGCUACCCCAGGGGCCAUCUCCCACAGCACAGGCCUGUGCAGAGCAGUCCCCGGACCCUGUGGGUCCUGGGCCCUGUGGCUGGGAAGAGGACCCUGUGGGGGGGACCGGAGCAUCAGGAGCAGAGCAAGUGUCCUUCGCCCUGCAGGCCCUGGGACAAGAACCGCUAAAGCUUCGAAGGUUUCUAGCUCGACAGAGCUACGAUCCCUUCCAGGGUCCUAACGAGCACCCCGAAGAAGAGCUUCCUCUGACCGCGGGAGAAUACCUCUAUGUCCUCGGAGACAUGGAUGAGGACGGCUGGUUUGUGGGCGAGCUGACGGAUGGCAGGAGAGGAUUUGUCCCCUCUAAUUUGGUAGAGGAAAUUUCAGAUGAUGGCCUGGAGCCAGCCGUGCCUCCGGAGCUCCGUGGUCUCCUGCAGGACAGCGAUGACGGAGUGAGCUUUUGCAGCAGAUGUGGCAGGAGGAAACGGAGGAAGAAACGGAGGAAUAAAUAA
Molecule: messenger RNA, 2235 nt
Organism: Oxyura jamaicensis (ruddy duck)
Lineage: Eukaryota; Metazoa; Chordata; Aves; Anseriformes; Anatidae
Product: RIMS-binding protein 3-like
Exons: 1
Coding region: 1-2235 (744 amino acids)
Biological process (GO): neuromuscular synaptic transmission
Molecular function (GO): protein binding
Source: RefSeq, a predicted model, not a curated record